This is a messenger RNA of Cokeromyces recurvatus, 1810 nucleotides long. Its product is annotated as Oxoglutarate and iron-dependent oxygenase degradation C-term-domain-containing protein. Gene Ontology annotation, molecular function: L-ascorbic acid binding; peptidyl-proline dioxygenase activity; iron ion binding. Gene Ontology annotation, cellular component: cytoplasm. Lineage: Eukaryota; Fungi; Mucoromycota; Mucoromycetes; Mucorales; Mucoraceae. Gene Ontology annotation, biological process: regulation of translational termination; peptidyl-proline hydroxylation. The transcript is spliced from 2 exons. Bases 50 to 1672 code for a protein of 540 amino acids. The record is from RefSeq and is a predicted model, not a curated record.
CCCUUCUUUUUUUUUUUCUUUUUCUUUCUCUCUCUCUCUCUUUAAAUUAAUGAUGAACAAGAGACAGAAAAUUGAUAAUAGUUUUAAAGACAAGUUUCAUAAAGGACUUUUUGAAGAUGAGUCCAUAGCGUCUAUUGAAAAGGCAUUCAAAGAGUCUAAGCCUUAUCUUCAUUGCAAGAUCAAUACACUCAUUGACGAUGGGUUGUUAAGAAAAGUGCGUAAAGAGAUACUUUCCAACUUGCAUUUUACCUUAAAAGAAACAGAUAUUUAUAAGGUAAAUCAAACGGGUGACUUGGCUAAUCUUGAUGGCCUUUCUAAAGGUGAAUUAAGACAACUUUCCAAUUUAUUUGAACUUCGAAAUGCUAUCUAUUCUUAUGAGUUUCGUCAUUUUAUUUCUCAAGUAACAGGCUGUGGUCCACUUUCAGGUAGUAAAAUGGAUAUGAGUAUCAAUUCAUAUCAAAGAGGCUGUCAUUUAUUAAACCAUGAUGAUGUCAUUGGUACUCGUCGUGUCUCUUAUAUUCUUUAUUUAACCGAUCCUGAAGAUCCAUGGCAACCUAAAGAUGGAGGAGCACUUGAACUUUAUCCUGUGAUUGAGAAGGGAAUCCCUGCCACUGAGCCUACAGUCAUCAUCCCUCCUCAAUGGAAUCAAUUUGUCAUGUUUACCGUUCAACCUGGACACUCAUUUCAUUCAGUAGAAGAAGUCGUUGGUUCAGGGAAUCGUCUUAGUAUCUCUGGUUGGUUCCAUAUUCCUCAGGAAGGUGAAAUAGGAUAUAAAGCAACUUCAGUAGAAGAAUUAGAUAAUGCUGCAAAAUCAUCUCUAGAACAGCUACAAGAAGAACAGGACUCAAGUGAGCAUUUUGAAAAGUAUCAAGUAGAAAAUCCUCAAGAAGAAGAAAUCGUUGGAUUGACAGAGGAUGUAUUGGUCGAGCUUGCAGAAUGGAUGAAUCCUCAUUAUUUAGAUUUAGAGAUUAUAUCUCAAAUCUCUGAACGCUUUUUAGAUGAGUCUGCGGUACAAUGUAAACAAAUAUUAAAUGAAUCUACUUUGGCUAAAUUGAUAGCUGUGACGACAAAGAUGGAUCAAGAGGAUGAGUUAUCAGAAAGGAGAGAACAUAAGAUAGCAGCACAUGGUACAGGUGUUAGAGAAGGACAAUGGUCAAUACAGGGACCACCUCAUCGUAAAAGAUAUAUGAUAAAUAAGAGUACAAAUACGAACGAAGAUAUCUUUGCUUACUUGAAAGAACGAUUUGAAUCUGAAUCGUUUAGAUUAUGGUUAUCUGCCGUCACUCAAAUUUUACCUGUAGGUUAUCGUGGUCAAGCACGUCGAUUCCGUCCAGGACAUGAUUAUACAUUAGCUACAACAAAUACAAGAGGACAAGGUGUAUUAGAUGUUACCCUCUGUCACGUUAAUAAACCCAAUUCAUGGGAAGAUGGUGAUAUAGGAGGAUAUGAAUGCUAUAUGGCACCUCAUGAUGAUGAAGAGGAUCCUGCUACUUAUAAAGCAGCCGAUGAAGAUGGUGCUUUAUUAACCUUACCCGCUGGACAAAAUGAAUUGUCACUUGUAUUGAGAGAUGAAGGUGUGAUGCGAUUUAUUAAAUAUGUGAGUGCAAUUGCUCCUGGAUCUCGUUGGGAUCUUGCUUACGAAUAUGAUUUACCUGAGGAAGAAGAAGAAUAAAAUAUCAAUCAUGUUCUUCUCUUUAUAGUGUACAUAUAAAACUACUUUUGAUAUCUGAAUAUAUGUAUAGAUAUUAGAGCAAAUAAAGCAUUGAAAAGGAGUGAGUUAGAUAGAUAGAUAAAAAAAAAAAAGAAGCAA